This is a messenger RNA of Ascochyta rabiei, 1269 nucleotides long. Its product is annotated as Adenylosuccinate synthase. The coding region runs from base 1 to 1269 and encodes 422 amino acids. Gene Ontology annotation, molecular function: GTP binding; adenylosuccinate synthase activity. Gene Ontology annotation, biological process: IMP metabolic process; 'de novo' AMP biosynthetic process. The record is from RefSeq and is a predicted model, not a curated record. NCBI's taxonomy places the organism in Eukaryota, Fungi, Ascomycota, Dothideomycetes, Pleosporales, Didymellaceae. Gene Ontology annotation, cellular component: cytoplasm. The transcript has 5 exons.
AUGUCUACGACGGUUGUCCUCGGCGCCCAAUGGGGCGACGAAGGCAAGGGCAAACUCGCCGACAUCCUCGCCAACGAAUCCCAAUUAUGCUGCCGCGCUCAGGGUGGUAACAACGCCGGACACACUAUCGUCGCCAAUGGUGUCACAUACGACUUCCACAUCCUCCCAUCUGGCCUCGUCAACCCGAGCUGCAUUAACGUCAUCGGCAGCGGCUGCGUCGUCCAUGUUCCUAGCUUCUUCAAGGAGCUGGAGGCAUUGGACAAGCACGGCCUAGACACCAAGGACCGCAUAUACAUCUCCGACAGGGCACACGUCGUUUUCGACAUUCACCAGUUGGUUGAUGGCCUGGAGGAGGUCGAGCUCGGUGGUGGAAACAUUGGCACCACAAGGAAGGGCAUUGGCCCAGCAUACAGCUCCAAGAUGACCAGGAGCGGUCUCCGUAUGUGCGACCUCUUUGAUGAGAAGGUUUUCGAGCAGAAGCUCCGCCGUGUCGCAGCAGGCUACCAAAAGCGCUUUGGUGAUCUGCUCAAGUACGACGUCGAAGAGGAAAUCGCAAGGUACAAGGACCUCCGCGAGAAGGUUGCACCCUACGUUGUCGACCAAGUCCCCCUCCUCGCGUCCGCCAAGGAGAAGAACGCAAAGAUCCUGGUUGAGGGAGCCAACGCCCUUAUGCUCGACAUCGACUAUGGCACAUAUCCCUUCGUCACGUCCUCGAACACCGGUCUUGGAGGCGUCAUCACAGGUCUCACUCUGGGAUGGCGCUCGAUCAAGGAGGUCAUUGGUGUAGUGAAGGCAUACACGACCCGUGUCGGAUCUGGUCCCUUCCCCACAGAACAGCUGAACGAGUUCGGCGAGAAGCUCCAGAAGGUUGGUCACGAAGUUGGUGUCACCACUGGUCGCAAGCGUCGUUGCGGUUGGCUCGAUCUCGUUGUCCUCAAGCACUCGCACGCUUGCAACGACUACACCUCGCUCAACCUUACUAAGCUUGAUGUCCUCGACGACUUCGAGGAGCUCAAGAUCGCAACUUCUUACUCGCACAAGGGUCAGAAGCUCGAAGGCUUCCCCUCGAAUCCUGAUGUCCUGGCCGAGGUUGAGGUUCACUACGAGACUCUGCCUGGAUGGAAGAAGCCCACGACUGGUGCAAAGAGCUACUACGACCUACCCAGCCAAGCGAGGGAGUACAUCGAGUACAUUGAGAAGUUCGUUGGCGUCAAGGUCAAGUGGAUUGGUGUUGGACCUGCGCGUGAUCACAUGGUCGUCAGAUCGUGA